AUGGUGGGAUCACAGCUGGCGCAAUUCGGUUUCAAGGUCUCUUCUAUUUGGUCGUCAGCGAUCUCUUCGGAGAGCUUCGAAGUCGAAGCUAGAGCUGGUCAUGCUCGUUCCACCUCCUUCCAAACUUUGCCGUUUGGUUUAAUCAACGUCGAUCCCGACUAUUUCAUGCUCGUGGUAGUAACCUAUUCAGGGACACAUCAGCUGCUUCCCACGGUUCUCCAGUUGUCGAGCGAGACUCUCUCGUUAGCUUUGUUUAUCCCUUGUUUUAAUGUUCUGUUUUAUGAUGUUCAUCAAACCGUCGAGAAUCCCUCCGGUUACUAUCUUUUUACCGUUGAGUAUAGCUCCGGAUGUAAUCGCUUAAACUCGUUUUAG
Molecule: messenger RNA, 372 nt
Organism: Eruca vesicaria subsp. sativa (arugula)
Lineage: Eukaryota; Viridiplantae; Streptophyta; Magnoliopsida; Brassicales; Brassicaceae
Source: the annotation of a GenBank genome assembly